UUUUUUUUUGAUUUUAAAGAAAUUGAUUGAGAGAAACGGACAUGACCAUCCAUUCUAUUUCCAACCCGUCUUCCACUGCUUCGUCCCCUGUCCUCUCCUCCUCUCCCUCCACUUCCAGUACUACACCAGUAGCUUCUCACUGGUCUCCGGUUUCAUCUGCCUCCCUUACUUCUGUCACGGCUGCCAUGACCGCUACUCAGAGCGGAAACGGAAAUGGAAAUGGGCAGUUUUGGGGUUCUUCAGGACUUGAUUUGUCAUCCUCUUUGAGUUCGAUGAAAGGGAUUGAUAUCCUCAAUAGCGGUUUCCACAGUACUAAUGAGAGCAUCAAUGGAGGAGGAGGAGGGAACUUUAAUAUCACGGACUACUUUAGCUCCAGCAUCCCCAAAACAUAUAACAAUGGCAGCGAGCGAACAGAGCGGAGCAAUAGUAUUCACAUCGGAAGUCUAACCAACGGGUUGAAUAGCCUCAGCUUGGUAGCUGCUCAGCAAAGCCAUAAUCCAACGACAUCGUCAUCGCUUUGUUCAGGUCUGUACAGCAAUAACAACAGCAGUUUUACGACUUUCAAUAGCGGUAAUGGCACGAUCAAUGCCUCCAUCAAUAACACCCAUGGCAAUGGCAAUGGUAAUGGCAAUAGCAAUGGCAAUCAACAAGAAGAGAUCUCGACUAUCUUUGUGGUAGGCUUUCCUGAUGACAUGCAGGAGCGAGAGUUCCAAAACAUGUUUGUCUUUACUCCAGGUUUUGAGGCAGCGACUCUCAAAAUCCCUAACAAGGAUCAGCAAGAGGAUGAUGUGUUGACUCUUGGGGUAAAUGGAAUUAAUCCUCGCAAGCAGAUUAUUGGAUUUGCAAAAUUCCGUACCCAUCAGGAAGCGUUGCAGGCCAUUAGUGUGCUUAGUGGACGUAGAGUUGAUGCAGAGAAGGGGUCUCUUCUUAAGGCUGAGAUGGCGAAGAAGAACUUACACACCCGUCGAGGACUUUCGAAUGAACUUGUUACUACAUCCGGAUAUAACUCUGCUGCAGCUAUCCCUCCCACCCCUAUUGGUAUCAAUGCUAACUACAACGGCCCUUCUAAUGGCAAGCUUCCUCAUCUUUUGCAGCACCGGAACAGCCUCGCAGGCACUGCCGCCUAUGAUGCCUUUCACUCUGUACCCUGCAGCCCUGCUUUACCGAGUGAUCUGCUUUCAACUCAUGAUUAUCCUAGCAGUUACGAUCUAUACGCAGAUGUUUAUGCUCCCAAUAAUUCAAAUCUAACCUUCGCCGAGUCUUUUGGUGGUCGCCGUCAAAAUUCAAUACAACAGCAAUCUGAUUUCUCAUCUUUGUUCAUGGGCCGCCAAAGUAUACACGAUAUGAAUGGAGUGGACCCUUUGUCGACAGGAAGUCUUGGUAACAAUGCUGGAGGUCUCGUUAACUCGAUCGCUGGCUCGUUUCCUAGCUCUUUCAGUAGCCGACACAUUGGACCUGCUAGCUCCCAGCGCUUCAGCAAAAGCUUUUUAGAAUCUGAUGGGGACACAUCUAUGCCCUCUUCUGGAUUUAUCUCAAAGUCAAUUCCAGCUCAUACAGAGCGUGGUUUCAAUAGCGUCCUUUUCAACAAUGAGGAUGUACCUAACCCAAGAUUUCAAGGUUUACCGAUUAAUGCUACAGCAACAGCGCCACUGGUAGCACCAACAAUCCCUUCGUCUGGUGUGGCUUCUCCUGCAUUCCGUCCACCCAUUAACCCUGGUGAUCAGAACCCACCUUGCAAUACUCUCUACGUAGGAAACUUGCCAAUGAACACAUCCGAAGAGGAACUUCGAGCAUUAUUCUCACGCUGUCCAGGUUAUAGGCGUUUAUGUUUCCGAACAAAAUCAAAUGGACCAAUGUGUUUUGUUGAGUUUGAGAAUAUUGAAUACGCAACCCAAGCCUUGAACGAGCUCUAUGGAAAUCCUCUCAGUAACUCAGUCAAAGGAGGUAUCCGUCUCAGCUACUCAAAGAAUCCACUCGGUGUCCGCAACUCGACACCAUCCCAGCCCAGUGGACUCAGCAACCAGCUACAUAACAUGAAUGGCACACCUUUCUUGGAUCGUCGUGAUAGCAUGACCGCGAUGUUUGAACAGCAUUAUUAAGUUAGCGGUUAUUCUUCAGACUUUUUUUAUUUCAUUUUAUUGUUAUUCUGCUUAUUUUGGCAUUUUGAUACUUAGGCAUACUUUUC
Molecule: messenger RNA, 2185 nt
Organism: Lobosporangium transversale
Lineage: Eukaryota; Fungi; Mortierellomycota; Mortierellomycetes; Mortierellales; Mortierellaceae
Exons: 2
Coding region: 42-2099 (685 amino acids)
Molecular function (GO): mRNA binding
Source: RefSeq, a predicted model, not a curated record